Molecule: messenger RNA, 2248 nt
Organism: Rubroshorea leprosula
Lineage: Eukaryota; Viridiplantae; Streptophyta; Magnoliopsida; Malvales; Dipterocarpaceae
Source: the annotation of a GenBank genome assembly
AAUGAAUUUCACUCUUUAAGAGUCACACAGAACACCUGUUUCUUGCUUCCUCCAUCACCAUGGCAACCCAUGAGCGAGAUUUCUUAGGUUCCAACCGCAUUCAAUGCUUCUCAGACGACAACGACGAAUCCCAAGAAGAAGAAAUGGAAGCACUAGAUCAAUUAGAUGACGAAGAUGAAGAAGGAAACAACUCCCCAAAGGAUUGCAAGAGUAUGUAUUACAUGUGCGGCCGUGGACGACGGAGAGGGUGGUCGCUGGGGCAGGUUUUGGAUCCAAGGGCCAAAUGGGUUCAGGAAUGGAACAGGGUAUUCCUCCUGGUCUGCGCCACCGGCCUCUUCGUGGAUCCGCUCUUCUUCUACGCCCUCUCCAUAAGCGGCCCCUGUUUGUGCCUGUACAUCGAUGGUUGGUUCGCCAUCACCAUAACAGCCCUCCGCUGCAUGACAGACGCCUUGCACGUCUGGAACAUGUGGCUUCAGCUCAAGAUGGCCAAGCGACUGUAUUCCUACAACGCCGCCGUGGCAGCCACAAAAGAUGAAAACGAAGAAGGAGGUGAUGGUGGUGGCGGCGGGCCGCACACUGCUACCACUGUGCGCCGCGUGGCGGUACGCUACUUGAAGGCCUGGAAGGGAUUCUUCUUUGAUAUCUUCGUCAUCCUUCCCUUACCCCAGAUAGUGCUGUGGGUGAUAAUUCCAUCUAUGUUGAAGAAAGGAUCGGUAACACUGGUGAUGACAGUCUUCCUCAUCAUGUUUCUCUUCCAAUACCUCCCAAAGAUCUACCACUCCGUUUGCCUCCUCCGCCGCAUGCAGAACCUCUCCGGCUACAUUUUCGGUACUGUUUGGUGGGGUAUUUUCCUCAACCUCAUUGCAUACUUUGUAGCAUCCCAUGCAGCAGGAGCAUGUUGGUACCUGAUGGGGAUCCAAAGGUCUGCAAAAUGCCUGAAAGAACAAUGCAGACAGAUAGAAGCUUGUGACCUGAGGACAUUGGCUUGUAAAGAGCCUAUUUAUUAUGGAACAACACACGUGAUGAGGGAGAGACCAAGGCUGGCAUGGGCAGAGAACAAGCAAGUCAGGAUGACAUGCAUAGAGUCUGCUGAUAACUAUGAAUAUGGAGCAUACAAGUGGACUGUUCAGCUUGUUACUAAUGAAAGCCGCCUUGAGAAGAUCCUCUUCCCCAUCUUUUGGGGCCUAAUGACUCUCAGCACCUUUGGGAACUUGGAGAGCACAACAGAAUGGUUGGAAGUAGUUUUCAAUAUCAUUGUUCUUACUAGUGGGCUGCUUUUGGUCACUAUGUUGAUUGGAAAUAUCAAGGUGUUCCUGCAUGCAACAACGUCAAAGAAACAAGCAAUGCAAUUGAAGAUGAGGAAUAUAGAGUGGUGGAUGAGAAAAAGACAGUUGCCUCAAGGGUUCCGGCAGCGAGUGCGGAACUACGAGCGGCAGAAAUGGGCGGCGAUGCGCGGCGUCGACGAGUGUGAGAUGAUCAGGAACCUCCCGGAAGGGCUGCGGAGGGACAUCAAGUACCAUCUCUGUUUGGAUUUAGUGAGACAGGUACCACUAUUCCAACACAUGGACGAUUUGGUCCUAGAAAAUAUAUGUGACCGGGUUAAGUCCCUCAUUUUCACCAAGGGAGAAACUAUAACUAGAGAAGGUGACCCAGUACAAAGGAUGCUGUUUGUAGUAAGGGGACAUCUCCAGAGCAGCCAAGUUCUCCGAGAUGGUGUGAAGAGUUGCUGCAUGCUAGGCCCUGGAAAUUUCAGUGGAGAUGAGCUCCUCUCAUGGUGCCUGAGAAGACCCUUCAUCGAGAGGUUGCCGCCUUCUUCAUCCACCCUGGUCACUCUUGAAACCACAGAGGCAUUUGGCCUGGAAGCGGACGACGUUAAGUAUGUAACGCAACAUUUCCGGUACACAUUUGUCAAUGAAAAAGUGAAGAGGAGUGCAAGAUACUAUUCACCUGGAUGGAGGACUUGGGCAGCUGUGGCAAUCCAGCUGGCCUGGAGGAGGUAUAAGCAUCGCCUUACUCUUACUUCACUGUCAUUUAUCAGGCCCCGGAGACCUCUGUCCAGGAGCAAUUCACUUGGUGAGGACAGGCUCAGGCUUUAUACAGCUAUGUUAACUUCACCAAAGCCAAAUCAAGAUGAUUUUGACUUUUGAGAGAACUCAAAAGCUGUAUCGAAUUGAGGAUCGUAUAUAUGAAUCCGUUUUGUUCCAUUGCUUAUGUCAAGCCGAAAUGGUAAUAAAAUUAAAAUUUUAUG